This is a messenger RNA of Penicilliopsis zonata CBS 506.65, 1613 nucleotides long. RefSeq lists its product as hypothetical. Lineage: Eukaryota; Fungi; Ascomycota; Eurotiomycetes; Eurotiales; Aspergillaceae. Gene Ontology annotation, molecular function: hydrolase activity; zinc ion binding. The coding region runs from base 186 to 1199 and encodes 337 amino acids. The transcript is spliced from 7 exons. The record is from RefSeq and is a predicted model, not a curated record.
CCUAAGAUUUCGAGUUUCACAUCAUCUACUGACACUUGAUUAGCCAGCAGCAGAGCUUGAUUUGUACUCUCUUUAAGCUGGGGAAACAAAGUUUCUGUCCUAAUUCAGGUCCUUUUAGAAAGUAAAUGGGUUUCUGAUUCAUAACUACCUUUGAGCCUGUACACUACCCAUCAAUUGAGAAAAAUAUGCUGAUUGGUUUAUGUGGAGGUAUUUGCGCAGGAAAGCAUGCGAUAGCAGAUUAUCUCGUUAAACAUCAAGGGUUUCGACUUCUUGAACUGAGAGAGAAGAGUCCAGCCUGCAUAUCUGACCAAUCAAAUGAUGUUUCCCAAGUAUUUGGAUCAAGGGCUGUAAAAUCAACGAGAACUCAGUCGUCAGGGUUUGAAUUUGAAAGCCUGGAAUUCCUUCUUGAUUUUGCGACGAAGAGAUGGCGAGAACCUUGGGUUACCACUGACAUCGGAGAUAUCACUACUUUGGACCGGCUUUUACUACGCCCAUUCUUCCUGCUCGUAAGCGUUGAUGCACCGGUCAGUCUCCGAUGGAAAAGGUUUACUGAUCGAUGCCGGAGAAGGCAACUCGAGCCCCCUGAACUUGAGAAAUUCGUCCUUUGGAACGAUAGACAUCUUUACGACAAAGAUGUCGGAAGGGUCUAUUUAACAGACAGAGCUCAUGUACGGCUGUUUAACUCAUCGUCUUCUCUGGAAGAACUUCACGCAGCUCUAGAGGCUCUUGAUCUUACCGAUGAAAAGCGAAUGAGACCAAAUUGGGACCAGUAUUUCAUGGAGUUGGCAUCUCUAGCCGCACAUCGAAGCAAUUGUAUGAAACGUCGAGUGGGAUGUGUUCUUGUCAGGGAAUGCCGGGUGAUAAGUACUGGCUAUAACGGAACCCCAAGACACCUACAGAAUUGCAACGAAGGUGGAUGUCCGAGGUGCAAUAGUGGCGAGGGAGGCGGUGUUGGUUUGUCAACCUGCCUAUGCAUUCAUGCCGAAGAGAAUGCCUUGCUAGAGGCUGGGAGAGAACGGAUAAGAGAUGGAACAAUCCUGUAUUGCAACACCUGCCCUUGCUUAACUUGCACGGUCAAAAUUGCUCAAGUGGGGAUAUCUGAAGUAGUAUACUCUCAAAGCUACAACAUGGACCGGGAAAGUGCUGCAAUCCUGAAAGCUGCUGGUGUCCACUUAAGACAGUUUUCGCCGGUAAGGUGAAAAAAACGGCAUAGUCUAUCUUCACGGACUUGAGGGUGUGCAGGCUGCUUAAGUGGUAGUAGGUUUAAUUAUUGAUAUGUCAGACUUCCUCACAGUAUUAUGAGUUGAUGCAAUCCAUGGGAUAUUCAUCUUUCAAGGUGCCAAAGAUGACUGAUCUAUUAUAGAUAUGGACAGAGAGCCAUGUACAGGAAAAUAACCUAGGUAAGAUAGUAAAGAAACAGCUUUUAUAUUUCAAUUUCUUCCUGUGGGGCAGAUGUCUUACAUCUGUCCAUGAAGGGAAAUGUGAUCUUCUUUAUAUACUCUUACACACUCUAACGAAAAAAAAUGGCAUUAACCAGUAUGAGUGGCACAAUUCUCUCUUCUUUAGCUAAUAAAUAGACUAAAAAGGAGCUGAUUGUCGAUAAUUGAAAAGAG